Messenger RNA from Cryptococcus amylolentus CBS 6039, 406 nucleotides. RefSeq lists its product as hypothetical. Lineage: Eukaryota; Fungi; Basidiomycota; Tremellomycetes; Tremellales; Cryptococcaceae. The transcript is spliced from 6 exons. The record is from RefSeq and is a predicted model, not a curated record. The coding region runs from base 1 to 300 and encodes 99 amino acids. Gene Ontology annotation, cellular component: MICOS complex; mitochondrial inner membrane; mitochondrion.
AUGUCUGCCCCCCAAGCCCCCCAAGUCCCCCCCGCCCCCAUCGCCGCCCCCGUCCCCUCCGAGGACCAGGUCGCCAGGAAGUUCGACAACUGCGUUGCCGAUCUUCUCGUCAACGCUGGUCUCGGCUUUGGCGUUGGUGUCGUCGCUUCUGUCCUUCUUUUCCGACGACGAGGAUGGCCCGUUGCUCUUUCCACUGGCUUCGGUGCUGGUGUCGCUUACUCAAAUUGCAACUACUCUCUCAACCCCUACGUCCUCCCCGGCACCAAGGUCCUGCCCUCCCUCCCCUCCAACCGAUCCUAAGUAUGCGGACGACAUAUUGAAGCUUCAAUCUGAUGCAACAUGUUUGGAGCACAAAGAACAUCUGUAAGAGCUCUGGGAUUGAAGCAAAGAAGCGUGCUAGCAAAAU